Molecule: messenger RNA, 285 nt
Organism: Castor canadensis (American beaver)
Lineage: Eukaryota; Metazoa; Chordata; Mammalia; Rodentia; Castoridae
Product: C-C motif chemokine 3
Biological process (GO): cell chemotaxis; positive regulation of GTPase activity; inflammatory response
Cellular component (GO): extracellular region
Molecular function (GO): chemokine activity; CCR chemokine receptor binding
Source: RefSeq, a predicted model, not a curated record
AUGAAGGUCCCCACGGUUGCCUUUGCUGUCCUUCUCUGCACCACGGCUCUGUACGGCCAGGUCUUCUCUGCACCAUUUGGUGCUGACACCCCGACUGCCUGCUGCUUCUCCUACAUCAACCGGCAGAUUCAACAAAAAUUCAUAGCUGACUAUUUUGAGACCAGCAGCCUGUGCUCCCAGCCAGGUGUCAUCUUCCUAACCAAGAGAGGCCGGCAGAUUUGUGCUGACCCCAAGGAGUCCUGGGUCCAGAAGUAUGUCACUGACCUGGAGCUGAACACUGAGUGA